CUUGCUAACUAUUCCGAAGCGUCUAUUUUAAACCACACAUAGCUCUGAUCCUUUGUUCAAAAGAUGGAAUAUCAUUCGGUGCCUCCUGAGGAACGCGCAAGAGGACCGAAAGGAAAUCUCCUGCCUUUUGGCUAUGUAUAUAAAGACGAGUCCCGAAACCCGAGGAGACCCCCCGAGGAGACUGGAUCGUUUGGAAAGAGGCGGAAUGCCCGAUACAGCUCUACCCGUUCCGGCACUCGGACUGGUACUCCGGCCAAGCGUGAAAACCAGAAUGUUGCAGAAUUCGGCAGGUUGUUCGCUCUCCAGCAAGAAGAAGAACAAGCCCAGAGAAAGAUGUUACCCUCCACUGCCUCCUCAACCACAAUCGAUCCCUCUCGCAAAACCGCCGCUCCUGUUGCCACUGAAUGUAUCCUCUAUGGAUACAAGGAUAGGACAUGGGAGUGGAAGGUUAUUGAUCGGUUUGAGCGCAUCUCACAAGGGUUUAUCUGCGAAGAUUAUCCCCGUACCGAUCCGGAUAUCGCUCCAAAAUACCCGCAGUUACUGAGUGCUGGAGACGUAAUACAUAGGAACCUCUCUGCGGAGGCCAAUAAAAAGGCAAAGAGAUAUGCUGGGGGUGAACACUGGAUCAAAGUCACUUUCGACUCUUUCACCUCCGCUGACCGGGCUUGCUUCUUUUCACCUCAAGAAAUUGAUGGAUAUACCGUCCAUUGCGAGCUUUAUCAUGGCCACGGACCCAAUGAUGAUGUUGCUCUUGCAAAAGGAGAUCUUGAACCAAGGCAAGAAAGUUUACCAAAGCCAUAUACCUUACCGCCUUCGGCAACAAAUAAUUUGCUCCAAGGGGGAGAUAUCGAUAGUACCGUUUUCCCUCGUUCCUUCGAAUCUGUUUCUUUCCGACGUGAUAGCCAGCCUUUUGGCGACACGACCUCUCAACUGUCCACAACUACUGCUAGCUCGGCAACUGCCACCGCCAUAGCAUCUGAGAAUGACGCCGUCCGUCAGCGAGCCCCGCAGAAGUCUCAAUCUGAAUUUAUGACCCACAUCCCAACUGUUCGUCGGGCGGUGCUUCGACCGGUAUCUGAAGCGCUACCUCCACAGCCUUCUGUGGGUGAGCGCAUCAUUCGGUCCAUCCCUAUCCUUAGUUGGUUCAGUGGCGACAUUGUUGGGGAUGGACCCGUUUUGAAAGAAGAUGGUAGUUUCGAUCAUGAGAAGUCGAAUUUAUACUGGCGAUUUUGGUACAUGGUUGAUGUGGUGCUUGGAACAGACCUAUGUGGAUUAAAAGAGGACUCUUAGCCCUACUGAAUCACCGAUAUUUACCUCCGCAAGCUACAAAUACGGCCCGAUCAAUACACACUUCGUCCCGUGCGUUCGGUUCCCCGUUCCCCACUCAACGUACAGUACCGUUAGAACGAUGUUGUGUUCGCCAUGGAUAUUAAAUUCGGCUAUAUACUGUUUCGUUGCUCUGCGAAGAUUCUGAGCGGUUAUUGAAUAACCUAUGAAUCAGUAUAUAUGACACCUCGAAUGGUUAAGUCACGCGGGAGCGUAUUUCAGCCCAAUGGGACAGCAGUGACUCUUAUCGCCUGUUGUGCCUUUGUCCACUGUUUUACGGGCGGCUGGACUUGUGGUCCGCGACCUUCUAUCCGGGCUGUUCAGCUAUGAGGAUGGGCAAAUUUCCUUGACAGUCCUAACCCUGUGUAGCCUUGCGGCUCGGGAGAACGGACUUGGAGAAAACCUUUUCUUUUUUUGUUUUUUCUCGGGUGAAGAUAGAGUUUUGAGUGACGCUGGGACUCGAUGCCUCACAGGAAGAGAAUUGGUUUGAUACUGGUUUUAUUUCAUGUACUUUUAUGGCUUCUGGAUAUAUUCAGCGGCGGCGUUUUUAUGUAGUGGCAUGGCAUCGCUGUAACUGGGGGAACCUACGAUUUCAUAGAUAUGUGAGCAAUGGGAUCUAUCAGCCAGCAA
This is a messenger RNA of Coccidioides immitis RS, 1956 nucleotides long. RefSeq lists its product as uncharacterized. The record is from RefSeq and is a predicted model, not a curated record. NCBI's taxonomy places the organism in Eukaryota, Fungi, Ascomycota, Eurotiomycetes, Onygenales, Onygenaceae. The coding region runs from base 64 to 1290 and encodes 408 amino acids. The transcript is spliced from 2 exons.